AACGCAAGCAUGCGUCUCUUUCGGAGCGGCGCAGUACCACCGGGCAACGGCAGGGUUCGAGGCUCUGUUCAAAUGUCUGUUGCAUCUCUCCUCUCCCUUGUCGCCUCAAACGCCAGCAUGCGGCUCUUUGGAGGGGCGCAGUACCACCGGGCAAUGGCGGAGUUCCGGUUCGUGGCUGUUCUUGUGUCUCUGGCACUCAAGAAUGUGUGCGAUGCGGAGGACGUGCACGACGGCACCAACUACUUCAGCUCCGCUCGUGUUUCGGGGCACGAGAGAGUGCGUAGUGUAGAGGGCGUGCACGACGGCACCGACUACUUCAGGACGGCAUGUGUGAUUGCUGUUGCCAAGGCUUGGGACGUAUUCGAGCCAUUCCUUCGACAGCUCGGGUUCCGUUUAUCACACAUUGUGGGACGACUGCUGCCCAUCGUGCUCUUCCUACUCAAGAGGGACAACGAGCCGAUGCUGGUGCACGAGACGUUCAUAGAGCGAAGCGAGUGCAGGGAGUCGUACCACAAGUUUGUGGACGCUACUGAGCGCUCCUGCAUCGACAGGUGCAUGGAGGAUCUCACCAGCACCACUCGCUUUAACAUGUGCUCACUCCACAACACCAUGUUCAACACACAAGUUUCAGUUCAGAGUCAGACUACACCUGUCUUUUCUGGCCUCUGCCUCUCCACCCGCCUUCUGCUGCGUGCCCUCAGGUGCAUGGAGGAUCUCACCAGCACCACCCGCUUCGUCACAUGGUCUCUGCAUAACAGGUCUCGCUCUGCCCUGCGUUCAUUCUUCGACUCAGCCAUGCCCAACCAGGACUCCUCCCUCCUCGCUGCUGUCGGCGCCUUCGAAGCAUCCACGCCAAUGCCAGCAUAUUAUGGCAUUCACGGCAGUCUGGGGGCUCGCCUCUUUGAGAUCGCCACUCAUGUGUGUCCCAUCUGUCUCUCCAUCUUGGCCGUGUUCGACAAGGGUUCACCAGAUGAAAUUGACCGUAUGUGCUUUCAAGUCAUGGACGUUCUCAAGUCAGGAAAGAUCGACAGGAGGGAGGUAGAGGAGGUCAUCCGCAGUGCUCUCACCACUGUCUUCGGUCCCCAGCACACUCUCCCGCCUGCCCUCAUCCAAGCCUUCGUCUCCUCUGCCUUCCCAUCCAGUCCCACCUCUAGUACCCGGGCUUCUCUCAGUCACUCCUCCCGUGAUUCCUCCUCACCCACUUCUACCGCUCUCCACCCAUCUUCUGGUCAGUCUUCCACUGCUGCUGCUUCUCUUCAUGCUUCUGCAGCUUCAGCAGCACCAUUGGAUCGAGCAGGAGGAGGGCAGGAGCAGCCAGAGGGGAAAGAAGUAGGGAGGCCAGAGCAAGAAGGGGAGAGUGUAGGUAGGGAUGGUAGUGCUGGUGCCAGUUUUGCUGCUGAUCCCAGCGUUGAUGAUGAUACCAGAGCUGAUGACGAUGGUGGCAGUGUUGCUGCUGAUGAUGGAAGGGAGCUUUCCUACCAGGAUGCUGUUCGAUGGUGGACCGCGGUCCCUGCUGUCAAGAAGUUUCUCCGAAGUCUCCUUACCCCUCCAGAUCUCCGUCCGCCGCUACCCACUCUUGUUGCGCCAGCUGUCACCGCCAGCGGCCGCCAGAUCAUCUCAGAAGCAGGGGUGCAGCGGCGGGAUAGUAGGGAGGAAACGUGGCUGCUUCAGAAGGAGCUGACGUGGCACAUAGCCGGUGCACUACAGGACAAAGAGUGUCGGGAGUGGUGUUUGCUGUACAGCAGCAAACUGCAUGGCCUAAGCUUCAACUCGUUUCUGGGGAAGGUGUCAUCGGUACCACACCCAACCGUUCUCGUGGUCCGUGACUCAGCUGGAGCCAUCUUUGGGGCCUUUGCUUCCAAGCCGUGGGAGCGAGGCAGCGCUUUCUUUGGUGACAUGCGCUCCUUCCUCUUCUCCUUCCUCCCCGCCGCUGCUGUUUUCAAAGCAGCCGGCACCAGCACCAACAUACAGUGGGUACGUGGUUCUGUCAGACGUUAUUCCCGCUGUUUGGCUGAUAUACCUACCUCUCCCUCACCUUCCUACCAACCACAGUGUGCAUCAGGAUUCGCGUCCGAAUCCAUUCCCAAUGGCAUUGGUCUGGGCGGCCAACCGGGUCAUUUCGGCCUUUUCCUCUCGGCGGAUUUCGACUCUGGUCACUCUCGCCCCAGCACCACAUUCAACUCCCCUUCACUCUCUUCAUCACCAAACUUUAGCAUAGAUGCAGUGGAGUGCUGGGCUGUUAUCAGUGCUUCUCUUUCUGAUAGGAUUUCUGCUGGUGAUGGGGGAAUAGGAGCCAUUGGAUCGUCAGGGUCUAGAGUGGGAAGUGGGAGAUCGGACCAUGCUGGUAGUGGGAGAGGGACAGUGUUGGAUAGGUUUGGCAAGGAGCGUGCGAUGUUGGGCAUGAUGGGGAUAGCGACAGCUAGUGAGAACAUUGGGAGAGAUACAACAGACUGUGAGAGGUGA
Molecule: messenger RNA, 2463 nt
Organism: Closterium sp. Naga37s-1
Lineage: Eukaryota; Viridiplantae; Streptophyta; Zygnematophyceae; Desmidiales; Closteriaceae
Source: the annotation of a GenBank genome assembly